CGCGACCAUGGUGGCCAUGCCGCGGUAGAUGGCUGAACUCGAGGGGCACAAGCGUGGAGACCAUAUUUCCUUCAAUGCCUUCUGCCCGCAGUGCCGCGGUGCAGCCACCAGCCGUCUGCGGCAGCAUUUUCGGCGUGAUGUGUCGGGAUGGCCAGGUGGGCAGCUCUCGAUCGACACGUCGGGGCCUCACCCCCCUGGCCGAUGGCCGUCGGGCCGCCCCGAGAAUGUCCCCCGGCACGCCGUCCAUUUCUUGUUAGGCGCCUUCUCCGUGAAGACGAAGGCCGAGAUGGCGGCGAUGAGAGGUCGUGAGUGCGAAACUCGCGGAGAUGCUCGAGUCGCUGUUGGUGGAGGUAGAGGUGGCGACCGCGACCCCGGUGGCGUUACAGUGGGCGCUGCAGGCGUUGAUCCCGCGUCACCUCAGCAUUUAGGCGCGGAUCUGGCCCUCGAGACCGCCAUCGUCGAUGAGUCUCCCGAGGCAGGUCGUGCUGCGACCCCGCAGGCACGGCAGCUGGCUUCGCUAGUGGCCCGAGCGUUCGAGGUAGACGACCUGGCGCCUGCGGGUGGGGCAUCCUGGGUUGGCCUUUGCUGCGAGGCCCACUGAGGUCGGCGACCAGGAGGAGCAGAUGGCCCCGGGAGACUUGGAGGUCGAGGAUGGGCCGACCGACAUGCGCGAGGAGC
Messenger RNA from Prorocentrum cordatum, 678 nucleotides. The record is from the annotation of a GenBank genome assembly. Lineage: Eukaryota; Dinophyceae; Prorocentrales; Prorocentraceae.